AUGGAAGACACCGUGAUGAUGUUGUGCAAGACCGAGAGUGGGGCUCUGAUUAAGAUCCGGAUUGAUAUGCUCUCCAACCGUCCGGCGAAUUCAUACCUAAGUUUGCAGGGAACGAAGGGUUGUUACGAAGGCACACGGGGAUUGGGGGAUGUGGAGAAGGUUUGGUUGGCAGAUUAUCAUCAACAGGGCAAGUGGCAACCGCUGGCAGACUUUGAGGAGGAGUUUCUACCGGAGAGUUGGAAAAAUCCGCCAGAGGAAGCGGUGAAGGCUGGAGAUGUGACUGAGGAAUAUUUCGAGAUGCGCGGUUUCGUCGAUAGCAUCAUUAACGACACCAAGUCGCCAAUUGAUGUCUAUGACGCUAUGGAUUUCACAGUGCCGGGACUGGUUUCUGAGGAAUCGAUUGCGAAUGGCGGAAAGCCCGUUGAAGUUCCUGAUUUUCGGGAUAUUGACUAG
Messenger RNA from Geodia barretti, 453 nucleotides. The record is from the annotation of a GenBank genome assembly. NCBI's taxonomy places the organism in Eukaryota, Metazoa, Porifera, Demospongiae, Tetractinellida, Geodiidae.